Messenger RNA from Thunnus maccoyii (southern bluefin tuna), 2409 nucleotides. RefSeq names its product RAB36, member RAS oncogene family (gene rab36). The transcript has 11 exons. The record is from RefSeq and is a predicted model, not a curated record. Gene Ontology annotation, molecular function: GTP binding; GTPase activity. NCBI's taxonomy places the organism in Eukaryota, Metazoa, Chordata, Actinopteri, Scombriformes, Scombridae. Bases 640 to 1452 code for a protein of 270 amino acids.
CUAAUGCCCUCAACAAUUGCCUAGUCAUCAUUGUAGUAACCUAGUUUGCUUGUGCCAUCAAGUAUAGUGUCUGUUUCCAACACAGAGGAUCCCGUGGAUAAUUGGAUAUUUUAUUACAUGUUUUCUACAUCACCCUUGCAUGUAUGAGUCAGAGGAGAUGGAGGAGGGAAUGCAGCACAGAGAAGCCACUAAGUCAACUUAGUUGGUUGCUACCAUUAGUUGGAUUCUGUUGCCAGCUCCAGCCCAGAGGGUGUGUCUUGAAUAGACGGUUGCUUGAAACCUUUUUCAGGCUGCUCAAUAUUAAGUGAAAGGCACAAAGCAGGGUUGGGCAGAUGACAGACAGAUGUAUUUCUCUAACCCAAUACAAUGUUCGUUUAGCCAACAAUGUAAUGUUGUAAUUAUUGAUAAAAACUUGUUUGCCUGCUGACAGCUGUACCAGGAUGCAUCCUUAGUUCACAUUGUGGCUAGUGAUCAUGUUAGUGCAUUAUACUGUAGUCAAGGUAGCACGUGACACAGGCGCAACAUGGUUGUCAUGGAAACGAGCUCCUCUUCCAACAGCGUCCGGGCUUGCAACUGCAGCAAGCGUCCCCAGUCAGAAAAAUCGAGGGGAUACUCGACGUUAUUUCAUCUGCGGUCAUCAUGCAGGAUAACAGGAAUGGGAUGAUGCCAUUCCCACCACCCAUAAGCAAAGACAGGGUCAUCUGGGAAUUGCCGAAGUGUUACACAGCUUCAGCUUGUCUGCAGCUGAAGGGAGACUGGGACAUUCAGGCUAAAGCAGCCUGUAAAGACAGAGCCGCCAGGCAUCAGCCGUGGGACCGACAGAAAAUGUCAAAAGUGGUUGUUGUUGGGGACCUUAACGUGGGAAAGACCUGUCUUAUAAAUAGGUUUUGUAAAGAUGUAUUUGAAAGAGACUACAAGGCCACCAUAGGAGUGGACUUUGAGAUUGAGAGAUUUGAGAUAUCUGGAGUACCUUUCUCUCUUCAGAUCUGGGAUACUGCGGGGCAGGAAAAAUUCAAAUGCAUUGCUUCUGCAUACUACAGAGGUGCUCAGGUCAUUAUCACAGUCUUUGACAUGGCAGACAUCAAGUCCCUGGAUCAUACACGCCAAUGGUUGGAGGAGGCCAUGAGAGAAAAUGAGCCCGGCUCCUGUUUCAUCUUCUUGGUUGGCACUAAGAGCGACCUGCUGCCCUUAGAAGAAAAACAGAGGACAGAAAGAGAUGCCAUCAGGAUAGCAACAGAAAUGCAUGCAGAGUUUUGGGCUGUUUCAGCCAAAACAGGGGAAAAUGUGCAGGGGUUUUUCUUCAGGGUGGCAGCCUUGGCCUUUGAGAACUGCAUACUAAAGGACAUGGAGAAUGGCGUUCCUGCUAGUAUCGGAGGAGGAAAUAGUAUAAAAUCAGAUCGUGCAAUCCUGGAGGAGGCCGCACCCCAAGACAUGAAGAGAAGCUGCUGCUGAUGAAAAGAAUGAGAGAAGAGAAACACACAGAGAAAUGUUGAGGGGAGCAGAACCAGACGGAGGCUCUAUUCUGAGCUUCACUUGUAGAAAUCAAAGUGACCAUCUCCCAUUAGACUGAAAUGUGCCUCGGGACAUGUUACGUUAGGUUUCUGAAUUCAUCAAAACUGCCAUGUGUUCUAGUUGUUUGCAAAAGGUUUGACCAAUGUGCAUUUCUGAAACCUGAUAAGAUUGAAACAGUCAAUAGUGGAUUGUUUUUGCAGAUACCAAAUCCAACAAUUGUCAUGGCACAGCAGUUCAAAACAUCACAAGUAAUCAGUGUUUCAUGUUAUUGUUGUCAAGGUGGAACUCACAUUUAGACCGUGGGAAUCCCAGUAUAAAAUACUAUACUAUGGCAAUAACUAAUGUUACAUACAUAUGUGGAAUCUGAUCAAUGUGUCUCAUUACAAUCAGUCAGUGUAUGGUCUUCUCAUGUAGUUUUGGUCUGCUCUGCAAUAUCUGUAAAAUAGAAAACUCCAUUAUAUCCAUCAUUUCAGAGGUGGAUAGAAGUGCCCAGACCAGAUUUCACUUGGGAGCUAACAUGGCCCCUUAUGAAACCUUUGUAAGAAUGCUUUAGAUUUCAUUUACUACUGUCAAAGUGUUAGUUUCCUCAUACAGUAUUGUUGUGGAAUAUUGUCUCGCCCAUUUUUGUGGGUUGUACUCUAAUGAAGGUUUGACGAAAGUUUAUAGGUUGCAAUUUGGGAGCAGGAAAACCAAAUGUUUACUUUCAAGUAAUAUACAGUAAGUGCAAAUGAGUCUACAUGCACAGUGAACUCAAUGUAUACAAUAACAUUAUAAUGUAACUUCUUAAAGUAAAUGUAAUGUAAUGGAGCAAUAGCUGAUGAUAUAUGUGCAUUUAUGAGACCAGUAUUUUGUCAAACCCUAUUAUUAUUCAAUAAAGUAGUUUAUCAGUUGUCUGAA